Molecule: messenger RNA, 4536 nt
Organism: Ornithorhynchus anatinus (platypus)
Lineage: Eukaryota; Metazoa; Chordata; Mammalia; Monotremata; Ornithorhynchidae
Gene: LRP12
Product: LDL receptor related protein 12
Exons: 7
Coding region: 237-2825 (862 amino acids)
Cellular component (GO): plasma membrane
Molecular function (GO): protein binding; low-density lipoprotein particle receptor activity
Source: RefSeq, a predicted model, not a curated record
CCCUCCUAGCUCCCCCCCUCCUCCCCAGCUGCUCCUCCCCGCCGCUCGCCCUCCUCCCGCCGCGGUGCGCGCAGAGAGCAGAGCCGGGGCUCGGUCCUCCCCCCGUGUGCGUGUGCUUGUGUGUGUGCGCCCUCCCUCCCUCCCUCUGGUCCCUCUGGUCCCUCUGGUCCCUCCGGUCCCUCCGGUCCCUCCGUCCCUCCGUCCCUCCGUCCCUCCGUGGGUGCGGUGCGUGGGCGAUGGCCGGUGUGUGCCCGGGCGUGGGGCGGCCGCCGCCGCGUUGGCGUUGGGCGCCGCUGUGGCUGUGUGUCGUCGGCGUGUGCGGAAAUGGUGCUCUUGCAGAACGUACGGAAAAUGUGCAUAUUUCAGGAGUGUCAACUGCAUGUGGAGAGGCUCCAGAACAAAUUAGAGCCCCAAGUGGGAUAAUCACGAGCCCAGGCUGGCCUUUUGAAUAUCCUGCCAGAAUGAACUGCAGUUGGUACAUACGAGCCAACCCAGGAGAAAUCAUUACUAUAAGUUUUCAGGACUUUGAUAUUCAGGGAUCAAGACGAUGCAGCUCCGACUGGUUAACGAUUGGGACUUUUAAGAACAUUGAAGGCUACAGAGCUUGUGGUUCCACGAUUCCAUCACCAUAUAUUUCUUCACUGGACCAUGUGUGGAUAAGAUUUCAUUCAGAUGAUAGUAUCUCCAGGAAGGGUUUCAGACUGACGUAUUUUUCAGGAAAAUCUGAUGAACCAAACUGUGCAUGUGACCAGUUUCAUUGCGGCAACGGGAAGUGCAUUCCGGAGAUGUGGAAAUGUAACAACAUGGACGAAUGUGGAGACAAUUCCGACGAAGAGAUCUGUGCCAAAGAAGCUAACUCUCCGACGGCUUUCUCUUUCCAGCCAUGUGCUUACAACCAGUUCCAGUGUCUGUCUCGCUUCACCAAAGUUUACACUUGCCUUCCCGAGUCUUUAAAAUGCGAUGGAAACAUCGACUGCCUGGACCUGGGAGAUGAGAUCGACUGUGAUGUACCAACUUGUGGACAGUGGUUGAAAUAUUUCUAUGGUACUUUUAAUUCCCCCAAUUAUCCAGAUUUUUACCCUCCUGGAAGCAAUUGUACCUGGUUAAUAGACACCGGUGAUCAUCGCAAAGUGAUCUUGCGCUUCACUGACUUUAAGCUGGACGGAACCGGCUACGGUGAUUAUGUCAAGAUAUACGAUGGCUUAGAAGAGAACCCACACAAACUUUUGCGGGUGUUAACGGCUUUUGACUCUCAUGCCCCUCUCACAGUUGUUUCUUCGUCUGGACAGAUCAGGGUGCAUUUUUGUGCUGACAAAGUAAAUGCCGCGCGCGGAUUUAAUGCCACCUAUCAAGUCGACGGCUUCUGCCUGCCCUGGGAAAUACCCUGUGGGGGGAACUGGGGUUGCUAUACCGAGCAACAGCGCUGCGAUGGGUACUGGCAUUGCCCAAACGGAAGGGACGAGAUCAACUGUACCAUGUGCCAAAAGGAGGAAUUUCCCUGCUCCAGGAACGGGGUCUGUUAUCCUCGCUCGGACCGGUGCAACUACCAAAAUCACUGCCCCAAUGGCUCCGAUGAAAAGAACUGCUUCUUUUGCCAGCCCGGAAACUUUCACUGUAAAAACAACCGGUGUGUGUUUGAAAGCUGGGUCUGUGAUUCUCAAGAUGACUGUGGAGACGGCAGCGAUGAGGAGAAUUGCCCGGUAAUUGUGCCUACCAGAGUAAUAACUGCAGCUGUCAUAGGGAGUCUCAUCUGCGGCCUGCUUUUAGUCAUUGCCCUGGGAUGCACUUGUAAGCUCUAUUCCUUAAGAAUGUUUGAACGGAGAUCAUUUGAAACACAGCUGUCGAGAGUUGAAGCAGAGCUGUUGAGAAGGGAAGCACCUCCAUCUUACGGACAAUUGAUCGCUCAGGGUUUAAUCCCGCCAGUUGAAGAUUUCCCUGUCUGUUCCCCUAACCAGGCUUCAGUUUUGGAAAACCUAAGAUUAGCAGUUCGCUCUCAGCUUGGAUUUACGUCAAUAAGGCUCCCCAUCGCCGGCAGGUCCAGCAACAUUUGGAAUCGGAUCUUCAAUUUUGCUCGGUCCCGGCAUUCGGGCUCCCUGGCUCUGGUCUCAGCCGAUGGAGAUGAUGUUGUCGCCAGCCAGAAUACCAGCAGGGAGCCAGAAAGGAGUAAUGCUCACCGGAACCUCUUUUCUGUCGAGUCCGACGACACGGACACCGAAAAUGACCGGAGAGACACGGCCGGAGCGGUUGGGGGCAUCGCCGCCCCCUUGCCUCAGAAAGUCCCGCCCACAUCGGCAAUAGAAGCCACGGUUGUAGGGGCAUGUGGAAGUUCUUCAGGCCAGAACACUCGCAGUGGGAUUACAGAAAACGGAAGGGAGGGGACGGGCGGAGACCCCCCGAGCGUGAGUCCUGCCCGGCAUCAACUCACCAGCGCUUUAAACCGGAUGACUCAAGGUCUGCGUUGGGUGCGCUUUACGUUAGGCCGGUCCAGCUCCGUCAAUCAGAACCAAAGUCCCUUGAGACAGCUGGAUACCGGGGUGAGUGGAAGAGAGGAGGAUGAUGAUGUCGAGAUGCUGAUUCCAGUUUCCGACGGAGCGUCGGACUUCGAUCCGAAUGAGUGUUCCAGACCUCUUCUUGAUCUUGCCUCAGAUCAAGGACAAGGGCUCAGGCAGCCUUUCAGUGCCACGCAUCAGGGAGCGAGACCGUGUAAUCGCGAUGGCCCUUGCGAGCGCUGCGGUAUCGUCCACACCGCCCAGAUACCCGACACUUGCUUAGAAGCAGCGCUGAAAAACGAAACUAGCGAUGAUGAGGCUUUGUUACUUUGUUAGGUACGAGGUGAAAAAGGGAGAUUGUGUACAAGUUGGAGCAAUAUCCAGUCAUUGUUUUGUACUUUCCAGUUCAGAAAACAAGUUUGAGUUGAAAAAAGAGAAAACUUCCAGGGCAAAAAUCAGAUUAUGUGAAAGCCUGCAUGGUUAAAUAAACACUUCUUGUAACUCUAUGGACUACUAGAGUGAACAUUUUAGCAGCUGAGAAUACAUUAUGCCUCCAGUCCGUUAUGUAAAUCACGUUCAUCCCAUGUGUUUCUAAUUUGUUUAUCCUGGUACUGUAGUUCAUAGUAGAAACAUGGCUGCUGAAAACUUAUUUGACUGUCAGGUUAUUUAUCUUAUAUUAAAAGAUUUAUUUGUUUUUUUUUUCCUUUAAAGCGGAAUCUGUUGCAUUAAUGCCAACACAGCUCUUGUUACUUAGUAUACUAAAUGCUGUUAAAAGUUGAUAAUGUACAAACAAGCCUCCCCCACCCCCCCCCUCCACAUUCUUGAUUUACAACAUUGAUCUAAAUAUUCUUGAAUUUCAUCAUAAUGUGAACUUAUCAAAGGGAGACAACUUUCACAAUCCUUUUUUUCCUGUCGCGCUCUAAGUGCAGUGAUGUAUGAAAUUUAGUCUAGUUAGAUAAAUCAAUGGCAGAAACAAAAAAAACCCUUUUCUAGAUUUUAUAUCAUUAACUUUAAUACACUGCUAUAGAAUAUGGUACAAACCAAAUGGUAUGUAAAAUCCCAAGUCAUUUUUUUUUCAUCUCUGUUUGGGGACAAAAUAAAAUGGCUGAAGAUAUUCUACUAUGCAUUAAUUCUUGAACUUUAUGAAACAUGUACAACUAUUGUACGAGAUAAGUUCCAACUGGUAAUAUGUCUUUCCCUAAUGUAGGGUAUAUGCUUGCAUUGGACCCAGGGGAUUUGCACUAAAAUCAUGUUACGGUCUCUAAUGAGCUUAGUGCACAAGCACUAUCACUUUAAGUACUAUUAUUCGCUUAUACUGCAAUGAUUAUGUAUAUGUGUGCACCUAUAUAUAUAUACACACAUAUGUAUAUAUAUGUUUGUGUGUAUAUAUAUAUAUAUAUACAUAUAUAUGUAUAUGUAUAUAUAUUUCCAUAGCUCUUUUCUUGGGGUGUUGCAUUUUUAUUACAACUGAAAUUGCUUUGCUAAUUUCCCUAUUUAUUUGUGGUAUUUAAAAUUUUGGUUAUCUGAUUGUUAGAAAAGUGUUUUUCAUUUGGUAUACAGGAUUUCAGUUUUGUUUUGGUUCUGUUUCUUUUAGUAAUGUUACAUGUUGGAACAAAGCAAGUCAGUGGAAAAAAUGUUUGUUUCCAAUUUUGUGAUAAGCAGGUUAUUAUGUGGCUACUAGAGUGAAGACCCAAUUAAAUUUUUUAAUUGUCAACUACUGUUAAUUUAUUCUUUGCCAGUCUGUUUUAGUAGCUUAACGAUUCAGUAUGAAGAUGUAUUUGUGUGUGACUAUGCUAUUUAUUAAAUUUUAAAUACUUUGCUGAAUGUCAUUUUAAAGCAUGUUUAAGGUCUUGUGCAUUUGUCGUGUUAUGCAGUCAGGCAGACCUGACUCCAAUGUUUUAAUAUGUAUCAAAAUUAAAAUAACUUUUUGUUAUGUCUUGAGGUACUUUUUAAAAGAAAAAGAUGUUUUGUGUUGGUGCAUUCCAGAACUCAGUCAAAUUAUAAAACAUGUCCAAGAGAAAAUGAAAUAAACUAAAAGGGAGAGCCA